This is a messenger RNA of Cryptococcus wingfieldii CBS 7118, 1104 nucleotides long. RefSeq lists its product as hypothetical. NCBI's taxonomy places the organism in Eukaryota, Fungi, Basidiomycota, Tremellomycetes, Tremellales, Cryptococcaceae. The record is from RefSeq and is a predicted model, not a curated record. The transcript is spliced from 9 exons. Bases 1 to 1104 code for a protein of 367 amino acids.
AUGUCCCGCCUCGCCCUCCUCGCCCUCGCCUCCCUCGCCGCCGUCGCAUCCGCAGCCAAGUCCGGCUGGGGAGAAGCCUGCUCUCAAGCCAACACCCAUCUCGACCAGGCCAACUACCAGCUCGUCACCGACUGUGACGCCAACACCUACUGCAACAGCAACAACACUUGCGCGUGGAGAGGAUGCAGGAGGAAUACCUAUCCUUAUGGCUACAACGACUAUUCUUUCGACCAACUACCGCCUUUGUGUCCUACUGGAGAAUUCUGCCCUGACGAGUCUGACCAUUGUUUGACCCAAGUCCCUGUUGGAAGCAGUUGUCAGAAGGACCGAGAUGACGAGUGUGCCCAACCAGACAACUGGAACGACCUUGCCGGCGACCUCAACACCAACGGUAGCAUCUGCCUCCAAUAUACCUGCUACUACGCCAACAUGACUGUCGGCCAAACAUGUGUCAACGACAACACUGCCUAUACCGCUUACAGGGACGAUGGUUCGGCCUACGCUUUCAUCGUUUCGCGAGACAACUGUGCCAAUGGCCACUACUGUGAUGCUUCCGACUCGUUGUGCUACAGGGGAAAGGCACAGGGUGACACUUGCAGCGGCAACAAAGAGUGCCUGUCUUACAAUUGCGCGGACGAUGGAAGAUGCGGUAAAGCGGCCGACGAUGUUAUCCACCCCCCUGUCUGGCAAUAUGUCCUUAUUGGUCUCGGUAUCUUCAUCCUGAUCGGUGCCGUCAUGACCACCCUCUGGUUCGUCCACCGCCGUGUCCGAAACCGCAACCAAGCCAUGCUCGAACAAUACUACAACGAGCAAAUCGCCUACCGACAAUCCAUCAUGUCCAUGACCCAGGCCAAACAAACCCUCGCCAACCUGCCCCCUGGCCACUCUAUGAACGACGCCCGGGCGUCCUUGUACGGCGACAUGCCCCCUGUCGGCUGGACGUCUGGUGCCGAAAUCCCCUUGCCUCCCAACAUGAGGCGCGAUAGCGCGAGUAUCUAUAGGGAGGGCCAAGGGCAAGGACUGAGUGAGGUGCAGUUGAUGCCUCAUCAGACGUACCAGGACGCGUCCGAGUCUUCUUCCCGCUUUAGGGGCGGCCCGUUGUAA